AUGAAGUUCACCGCUCUUAUCACCGCGGGCUUGCUCUCUGCCUCUGCACUUGCCAAGCAGGCCGCCUACAAGUACGAGCGACUUGACAAGAACGAUGCUGUCCUCCUCGUUGUUGAUAUUCAGGAAGGUCUCUACCAGUUGACCAGGGAUUGGGAUCCUACUCUUUACCACCACCAGGCUAUGGCCCAUGCUGCUCUUGGCCAGGCCUUUGACAUGCCUGUUAUCCUGACCACCUCUGCCGAUCAGGGCCCCAACGGCCCUCUCAUGCGAGAGAUCCGCCAGAUGUACCCUAAGGCGCCACUCGUCCAGCGCCAAGGCCAAGUCAACGCCUGGGACAGCGAAGAGUUCCGUGACGCCAUCCGCGCCACCAACAAGUCCCAGGUCAUUCUCGCCGGCAUCACCACCGACGUCUGCACCACCUUCCUCGCCCUGUCUCUGCGCGACGCCGGCUUCUCCGUCUGGGCCAACAUGGAAGCCUCAGGCACCACCACGGAGCUCAUCCGCGACGUGUCCAACGACCGCAUGCGCGACGCCGGCGUGCAGGUUGUCAGUUUGUUCUCCAUCGUCUGCGAGCUCAUGCGCGAUUGGCGAAACAAGCCUGGUGCUGCUGAGAUCUACCCCUGGCUCGGAAAGUACUACCCUGCUGCUGGAUAUAUGGCUCGUGGUCACGCUGCCGCUAUUUCCAACGGCACUAUCCAGCCUGGUGAAGAAGGAUACACCCACUACCCUUAA
This is a messenger RNA of Fusarium sp. VM40, 732 nucleotides long. The record is from the annotation of a GenBank genome assembly. NCBI's taxonomy places the organism in Eukaryota, Fungi, Ascomycota, Sordariomycetes, Hypocreales, Nectriaceae.